Molecule: messenger RNA, 2696 nt
Organism: Cricetulus griseus (Chinese hamster)
Lineage: Eukaryota; Metazoa; Chordata; Mammalia; Rodentia; Cricetidae
Source: RefSeq, a predicted model, not a curated record
GAUUCGUUGGUAUUAACGCAUCUGACAUCAACUACUCUGCUGGCCGCUAUGACCCAUCCGUGAAGCCCCCCUUUGACAUAGGUUUUGAAGGGAUUGGUGAGGUGGUGGCCUUAGGCCUCUCUGCUAGUGCUAGGUACACGGUGGGCCAGGCUGUGGCUUAUGUGGCUCCAGGUUCCUUUGCUGAGUAUACAGUGGUGCCUGCUAACAUUGCCAUUCCCCUGCCUUCAGUGAAACCUGAGUAUCUCACUCUGCUAGUUAGUGGCACCACUGCCUACAUCAGCCUGAAAGAGCUCGGAGGGCUGUCAGAAGGGAAGAAAGUUUUGGUGACAGCAGCCGCUGGGGGAACAGGCCAGUUUGCUGUGCAACUUUCAAAAAUAGCCAAGUGCCAUGUCAUUGGAACCUGCUCUUCGGACAAAAAGUUAGCUUUUCUGAAAUCCAUUGGGUGUGAUCGCCCCAUCAACUACAAAGCAGAGGCCGUGCAUGCAGUCCUGAAGCAAGAAUACCCUGACGGUGUCGAUGUAGUCUACGAGUCUGUUGGGGGAGCCAUGUUUGACCUGGCUUUGGAUGCCUUAGCCACCAAAGGGCGUUUGAUAAUAAUUGGGUUUAUCUCUGGCUACCAAAGCCCUGCAGGUCUUUCACCUAUAAAAGCAGGAGCUCUGCCGGCCAAGCUCCUGAAGAAGUCUGCCAGUCUCCAGGGGUUCUUUCUGAACCACUACUUCUCCAAGUACCAGGCUGCCAUGGAACACUUGCUAGAGCUAUAUGCUCAUGGGGAACUGGUUUGUGAGGUGGACCUGGGGCACCUGGCUCCAGAGGGAAGGUUCAUUGGCCUGGACUCCAUAUUCCGGGCUGUUGACUAUAUGUACACUGGGAAAAAUACUGGAAAACUUGUGGUUGAAUUACCUCACUGUGUCAGCAGUAAGCUAUGACAACAGAACAAUGACACAAACCAAAGGAGAAAGAAAAGGAAUUCUCCAUGUCUUAGAAUGAACAAAAUGUAUCUUGAAACAAAAGUAUAGUGUUAAUGAAUUCUGCUCCCCCCGUCUCCUUGGGGGUAAAAAUAAUGUGCCUCAAUAAAAGUUCUCUCUAUAGCUAAGAGGUAAAAACGUUUACAUUCAAUUCUUUAGUCAUGGACAGUCUCAUUCCAGAUUUUAUUGUUCCAAGGAAGUAAAUUAAUUCCUGAUGUGAGACCUGAUCGAGUCAGUAUGUCCCCAGCUUGAUGAGAUUUUUUUUUAAAUCAGUCUUCAAAUAGCUCACCAAGGCUCCUUUGCUUUGGAAACAGCUGCUCCUAAGUACUUCACAGGUGAGCAAGUAGUGUGGCUCGGCCUGGCAUUCUCAUGGUCCAUAUGCUUAGCAAGGACGUUUGGGAGAGAAGUCUCCAGAUUCUGGUAAGUUAUUGGAAAAGUGAAUCAGCAAACACGCAUGUCUUAAUGACAUAUAUGCUCUUCGGUGGCAUGAAUUCACAUCCUGGUAAGGUUGACUGGUGAAGAGCGUGUUUGUGUCCCAAGAAGAAAUGAAUAUUGGAAACUGUGGGUUUUGGAGGGUAAAGCUAUGGUUUGGGGGAUUUUGUGAAAGCUGCUGUGUGCAGAGGAAGGGAGAACUGCCUCCUCAGGAGGCUCAUGGCCAAGUGCAGUAACAGGGACCACAGCAGGGGCUCACUCGAGCACCUGAAAGGUUAAAAGCAGCUCACUUCCUGUCCCCAAGGAGCAAAAGUCUCAUAGUUCCAAACACGGUAGGCACCCAAGUCUUCUAAAAUCAACCAUUUGCUUCUCCUCAAAGGGGUGGUGUGGAAGGCUUGAUCUCGGUGACAGGAAUGGAAUGGCAGUCUGGUAUCCUGUGUUCCCAUUUUGCCUGCUCUAGUGCAUUCUGUCCAUCAGCCUACAUGCCGGCUUCUCUUCAAACUACACCGGAGCUGACCUGCUUGCCCUUCACCUUCGGUGUCCAAGGGCUGCCUGCCACUUUUGUCACAGAAUCAAAACCCCACGGUGGGUGCCUUUCUAAUUGAAGGUGAAGCCUGUCAGAUUAUUUUCCAGUCUUGGGUUUCAGUACAUCAAAUGUGCUCAAUAAAUGGGGAUGCAAUUAAGAGUACUCUUGUGAAAAGUUGGGGCCAGAUUUAAUUCUUUCCCUGCAUCUGAGGAGCAGAGAGAUCCUGUUUCUGAGUAGCUGUUUAGUAUCUAUUUUACAAGAUUUACUCAUUUCCAGGUACCUAAUGUAGCUGCUAGCAUGCAUGCACAACAAUACAAUUUAUAUGGUAAAUGGAACCAAAUAAUGGCUUCACUGAAUGUUAUGGCCGCACUGAAGGGAAAUGUCACGGUAAAUAGCUGCCAAAUUAUGGAUCAUGCCGAUGUGUCACAACUGCACUAAAGACAAAUAGCACUGGAGGCUAUUGCCACUGUGACGCUUUUGAGUUAUGAAGAAGGGUAGCAGCCUGACGCGAGGCUCUUUGUGUCCUCGUCAUAGCAAAGGGCUGCUGGUGCAGGGGACAAGGAAGGCUCGUCCAAUGUGGUUCACAGUUGCUAAUCUGUCCCUUUCAGACAUAGCCACUGUAGCAGGAGAGGCUGUGCUGGCUCUUCUGUAUACAAACAUAACAAACGGGGAGGGAGGGCAGGUUUUAUGAAUGUUCGUAUGCUCAGGAAAUGACUGGUAAUGGAAAAAUGUUGUAAUAAAAUAAUCUAAUCAAAGACUAUUAUUAAAUUUAA